AUGUACGUUUGUCAUAAUGUACCUACAAAUUCUCCGCAUCCAAUCUCUCUCUCUCUGUUUCUCUGUCUCUGAUGGCGAACAGAGUUCUCAUUCUGCUUCUACCAAUCUCCAUUCUCCUCCUCUUGAAUGCAUUCUCUUCUGCAAUUACUUCCAGAUCCUAUGAUCCCAACGAGGAUGACGACCUCCAAUAUCUCGAAUCUGAAGAAGAAAAAGAUGCAUCAUCUGCAGAGAGGUCCUCCCAACAAGAUGAGCAUGAAUCAGAUGAAGACUCUGAUGAGGAUCCUCAUAUUCAAAUGGAGCCCGUCAAUGACGAUGAUCAGGAACCGGAUCUGCCACCGAUGCCGGAUUACAAUGAGAAGGAUGUGGUGGAGCUGGAGGAGAAGAACUUCGACGAAUACUUGAGGAAGAAGAAGCACGUGGUGGUCGAGUUUUACGCGCCCUGGUGCCAACACUGCCAGAAUUUUGCGCCAGAGUUUGCAGCAGCCGCCACCGAGCUGAAGGGCGAGGCAGUGCUGGCCAAAGUUGAUGCUUCCAAGGAAUCAAAGCUUGCGCAGAAUUACCAGAUUCAGGGGAUUCCUACUUUGCUUUUAUUCAGUGAUGGAGCUAUAAAGAUUUACAAAGGCCCAAGGACGAAGGAUGAUGUAGUGGCUUGGGUGAAAAAGAAAACUGGACCUUCUUUACCCAAUUUGACAACCACAGAGGAGGCAGAACGUGUACUCGCUGCUGAACCUAGAGUAGUUCUGGGCUUCUUUGACACUUUGAAGGGUCCAGAAAGUGAUGAGCUUGCUGCUGCUUCAAAGGAGGAUGAUGACGUUGUUUUCUAUCAGUCUACAAGCAUUGAUGUAGCCAAGAUUUUCCAUAUCGACUCCCACGUCAAGCGCCCUGCUCUAGUCCUGAUCAAGAAGGAGGAUGAAAAAAUAAGUCACUUUGAUGGUCAGUUCACCAAAGAGGGAAUAGCCAAGUUUGUGCUUGUGAACAAGAUUCCUAUGGUGGUUAAAGUUUGUAGGGAAACUACUUCACUAGUUUUUGGGAGUCCCAUUACAAAGCAGUUAGUACUUCUUAUCCCUUCAAGUGGUUCAGAGAAGUUAAUACCAGUAUUCCAAGAGGCAGCAAAGGCUUUCCAGGGAAAGAUUAUAUUUCUCUAUCUGGGAGCAGAAGAUGAAGAAGUUUGGGAACAAGGCGCAGAAUAUUUUGGUGUCACAGGAAAUGUUCCCAAAGUUUUUGCAUACUCGGGAGACAAAGGCAAGAAGUAUGCAUUGGAUGGUGAAUUGACCCUAAGCAAUAUUAAGUCAUUUGCACAAGAUUUUCUGGCAAACAAGCUCAAGCCUGUGUAUAAGUCGGAUCCAAUUCCAGAGACAAAUGAUGAAGAUGUAAAAGUUGUUGUCGGCAAAAACUUUGAUGAAAUUGUUUUGGAUGAAUCAAAGGAUGUUCUUCUUGAGAUAUAUGCACCGUGGUGUGGGCAUUGCCUUGCCCUGGAACCAAUAUACAAGAAGCUUGGUAAGUACUUGAGGGGCAUCAAUUCACUUGUUGUAGCCAAGAUGGAUGGGACCAGAAAUGAACACCCUAGAGCCCUGAUUAGUGGAUUCCCCACGUUUCUUUUUUUCCCGGCCGGAAACAAGAGCUCAGACCCAAUCAGAGCUAAUCCUGAGCAAUCGGUGGUAGCAUAUUACACGUUCCUAAAGAAGCACGCAUCCAUCCCUUUCAAGCUCCAGAGGCCAGGCUCAACCCAAGAGUUCUACGCCACUGAUGAUGACGAUGGUGAAGACGACGACGUAGAUAGUGCUAUAGACGAUGGCAUAGAUAGCGACGUAGACGAUUCCAAGGAUGAAUUGUGAGGACCAGCUGAGAGCAUGUAGUUGGAUGUUAGACCAUCUUCCAUUUACGACUUUUUUUCUUCAGAUUUUAUGUAGAAUUUUGAUUGCCUAAUUCACUUUGUUGUAUGGGAGGUGGCAACAGAGCAGCUUCUUUUAUUUC
This is a messenger RNA of Malania oleifera, 1974 nucleotides long. Its product is annotated as protein disulfide isomerase-like 1-3. Gene Ontology annotation, biological process: protein folding; response to endoplasmic reticulum stress. Bases 72 to 1835 code for a protein of 587 amino acids. The record is from RefSeq and is a predicted model, not a curated record. The transcript is spliced from 12 exons. Gene Ontology annotation, molecular function: protein disulfide isomerase activity. NCBI's taxonomy places the organism in Eukaryota, Viridiplantae, Streptophyta, Magnoliopsida, Santalales, Ximeniaceae. Gene Ontology annotation, cellular component: endoplasmic reticulum.